AUGUCACAAACACCUGCACCCCAGAUAAUCUCACGCCUCCCCAAACUUGGCUCCCCUGCAACCUCCACAGCUAGCCGCUGGCAAGCAGUAGUCAACCGCGACCCAAUCGCCUCAUUCGUCUACGCCGUCAUAACAACAAGAAUCUACUGUCGGCCCUCAUGUGCCGCUCGGCUAGCACGGCGCGCUAAUGUUGUGUUCUACGAUACGCCGUCCCAGGCCGAAGAGGCAGGGUUCCGGGCCUGUAAGCGCUGCAAGCCGGAAGACAGUCCCGAGCAUGCCAUCGACUCUCAAGUUGCGGUGGUGCAGAGGGCAUGUCGCACAAUCGAAGCCGAUGUACGGUCUGGGUCAAAGCCUACGCUGAGUAGGUUGGCUGAGGAGGCUAGCCUGACACCUAGUCAUUUCCUUAGGGUAUUCAAGAAGGUUGUGGGCGUUACGCCGGGAAAGUAUGUGGCUGCCGUUAUGAAAGAGAGUGAAGGUGUGCCAUUGGACUUGGUGGGAGACAGUCCCUCCAUGGUUGAAAAUCGAGAUAUGGCAUUGAUGGAUUGGCUUGGUAACCCUGAUAGUGAAUAUGGUGAUUUGGGUUGUGCUGUUAGCGCCGGCGGCGAGAACGCUCUGCUAUGGAACGAGUUUGAUGUUUUGAUAGCCGCGGAGGCUGAAUAUGUAUCUCGUCAAGGAAUUUAA
This is a messenger RNA of Aspergillus nidulans FGSC A4, 681 nucleotides long. RefSeq names its product putative DNA repair and transcription factor Ada (gene mpt). The coding region runs from base 1 to 681 and encodes 226 amino acids. Lineage: Eukaryota; Fungi; Ascomycota; Eurotiomycetes; Eurotiales; Aspergillaceae. The transcript has a single exon. Gene Ontology annotation, biological process: regulation of DNA-templated transcription; DNA-templated transcription; DNA repair. The record is from RefSeq and is a predicted model, not a curated record. Gene Ontology annotation, molecular function: methyltransferase activity; sequence-specific DNA binding; zinc ion binding.